CAACGUAAUCGAAGAGACCAGAACGUCUUAAAACCCGCAUUUGUGACGCGACAGCCCUGAUAAAACAGCGAUACGAGUCGCAGCCGUCAAAUACGCCUAUUUACACAGGAGAACAGUUACAAAACAGCGAAAGCUGUGCGGGACUUUUACGGACAUUCAACGUUAUGCAUAUAAGAUAAGUCCACUUUGAUUGGCCAGUUGCCCACCGACGCCUGCCAUCCAACCAAUGAGUGCUGGAGAUGAAGGAUAAGAUGGCCGUUCCUCUGUUCACCCUGUUGGCAGUGUGUGUGGACGUGUGUGCGGUGAUGUUCAUUGGUGCUAUCCAGCUGUCCCCGUCUUUCAUUAAUAACACUUUUAUCCUGCUGUGGGCCGGUGGACUCCUCCGAACAUGUCUCCUCCUCUUCAUCUCCUUCACCUACCCUGGCAGCCCGGCGUGGAUGAGAGGAUUCGAGGGUGUACAGACAGCUAUAAUUCACGGUCUUCUCUAUCCUGUGUAUAUAUCUUUCCUCUGGGCUUGUGAGAAGUCCACAGUGGAGCUGGUGUGGGGUUGGCACACCUUUCAAGGGGUCCUUCAGGGUUAUGCGGUGUUGGCUUUGUCUCUGUUGCUGUGGAAACGACAUGUUCCCACUCUCCUCCCAACAGCCAAAAAAGAGAAGACGGAGCAGAAGGCUUCGCUGCAAAGGCUGCUGGGAUACAUGAAGCCUUUUAGUGGACGCUUUGCAGCCGUCUUUUUCUUCGUGGUUAUUUCUUCAUUAGGUGAAAUGGCGAUUCCUCAUUACACUGGUAAAAUGACAGACUGGAUCAUGAAUGAAGAUGAACCCGAGGCUUUUAAUCAUGCUAUCACGGUCAUGACACUGAUGACCGUUAUGAGUGCUGUGUGUGAGUUUGUAUGUGACCUCAUCUACAACAUCACCAUGAGCCGAAUACACACGUCCAUCCAAGGACUCGUCUUCCAGUCUGUGCUGAAGCAGGAUAUUGCAUUCUUCGAUAAAUCUUCCACAGGGGACAUUGUGUCUCGCAUCACCACCGACACCAACACCAUGAGUGAGUCUCUGAGUGAGAAGUUGAGUCUGCUCAUGUGGUACUUUAUGCGUGUCAUCUUCCUGUUGGGGUCCAUGGUGCUACUCUCCCCUACGCUGACCAUCUUCACCAUACUCGGCCUCCCCAUCAUCUGGAUUAUCCCAGAAUUUUCCGGACAGUUUUACCAGAAACUUUCUAAACAAGUGCAAGAAUCUCUCGCCAAGGCCAAUGAUGUUGCCACGGAAACCUUCUCUUCUAUGAAGACAGUAAGGAGCUUUGCAAAUGAGGACGGAGAGACCGAAAGGUACAGGAAGUGCUUAGAGGACACAUACGCACUGAACAAAGUGGAAGCCGCUGCAUACGCUGCCUCAACUUGGACCAAUAGUAUGUCCAGUCUGGCUUUAAAAGUCAGCAUACUAUACUAUGGAGGACGGCUUGUGACAGGAAGUGAUGUCAGCAGCGGUGAUCUGGUGUCCUUUGUGCUAUACGAGCUUCAGUUCACAUCAGCUGUGGAGGUACUGAUGUCAUACUGGCCGCAUGUAAAGAAGGCAGUCGGUGCUUCAGAGAAAAUCUUUGAGUACGUGGACCGAACACCCGAUACUCCUCCCGAUGGAUCACUCGCUCCUAAAACUCUAAAGGGACAUGUGCAAUUCAAAAACAUCACCUUUGCUUAUCCAAAGCGACCAGACACAAAUGUGCUGAAGAACGUUUCAAUUGAGCUGAAGCCAGGCCAGAUCACGGCCCUAGUGGGUCCAUCAGGUUCUGGAAAAAGCACUAUUGUGAGUUUGCUGGAGAGAUUUUACCAGCCUCAAAAUGGGAAGAUUUUAUUGGACCAGAAGCCACUGGUGGAGUACAAGGACCAAUAUCUGCAUGAGAAGAUCAGUGUUGUGUCGCAGGAGCCAGUUCUGUUUGCUCGGUCCGUGCGGGAAAACAUCAAAUACGGCAAAGAAAAUGCCUCUGAUGAAGAAAUGCGUGCUGCUGCCAAGCAGGCCAAUGCAGAUGACUUCAUUAAUAGUUUACCUAAAGGAUAUGACACAGAUGCUGGAGAAAAGGGCGGUCAGGUCUCCGGAGGUCAGAAGCAGCGUAUUGCCAUCGCUAGAGCUUUGAUUCAGAAACCGCAGAUUUUAGUGCUGGAUGAUGCCACCAGCUCCCUGGACACCGAGAGUGAACACAGGGUGUUACACGCUCUGCGUAAGGAGCUGAAGAACUGUACGGUGCUGCUUAUCACUCACAGACUGAGCGGUGUUGAAAACGCAGAUCACAUCAUCUUCCUCCGAGACGGAGAAGUUGCUGAGGAGGGGAAGCGCGAACAACUGGAAGCCAAAAAUGGAUUCUAUGCAGAGUUUGUGAAACAACAGAAUACUUCAAUCCAUCGCAACACAGAAGACGUUACAAACUCCAGCCAGUGAUCUAGAAUAGCUGCUCUUCGUUUAGUCUCAGCUGUCAUAUAAUACCAGCACAAAUCAGAUGACAAAUCUAUACAUUUUUCCUCCAUUAGCACAUAUUUCUCAGCUUUUCAAUUAUGCAACUAGUAUUUUUAAAUUAGGUGUAAAUAUCACAAAAAAUGCGAGAAAAGAUAUGGGUGAAUCUCACUAAAAUAUGUCCACGUUUCCUCCCACAUGAAAAUAAAUGUUUUUUAUCGAAAUUAUUUUUUGCACAUACAAACCUUAAUUUAUAACCUGUUUUUAGGGUUUUUCGCAUUGCGACUUAUUUUUUUCCCAACUCACACAUGGUUUACUUUUGAGCUUUACAAUUCUCGUUUCCCCCAUUAGUGAUUCUCAUUAAGUACACAGAAGGAACUUCAUAUAAAACAAUGCCUUAAAAUUGCAUAACAUGCACAAAAAGUAACUACUGCAAACAUAUUAUAUUUCACAGUGUUUACGAGAGUAUCCAUUGUAUGACAUGUAUUAUAUUUCCCAUGUAUUAUGUAAUGCAUAGCAUUCAGUUGCACAAUUGUAUUUUUAGUUGUAGUAAAUGCUUUAAAAUUAGGAUUUUUUUCUUUUACUUCCUAUUUAUUAUUUUCCUUUUUAUUCCUGGAUAAAAUACAUCCUGUUUUUGACAUGUUUCCUGAGACUCACCCAUAUACUGUUAGCCAGGGCUUAGUAAAUCACUUGUAAUACACUUUCCCAGCAAAGUACUGCAACCGUUUUGUUUUUUGUUUUUUUGGUUAUGGCAUUUGUGUUUUUCUGUGGUUGAUAUGUUCAUAUUUUUAAUUAACAGUUAUUUAAUGUGGCAUUUUUAAACAUUAUUGCUUAACAGAUGUUGAUUAUGGACAUGCUAUGUGUUUGCCCAAUAAUGUUUAAUAAUGAUCUGUUAAUGAAAUAAAGCGCUACCAAUGAACAUUUUUUAAAGAAUGUACAUCAUUUUUGAUUCCAUACUCUUCUAAGACAUUUUAAGACCAUUGAUAAUUGAAAAAAAAUCCUGUGCUUAAAUACACUGUGUGCAGAAUUAUUAGGCAUGUUGAUAUGAAGACAGUGUUGCCAAAUUUUGGAAG
This is a messenger RNA of Labeo rohita (rohu), 3514 nucleotides long. RefSeq names its product transporter 1, ATP-binding cassette, sub-family B (MDR/TAP) (gene tap1). Lineage: Eukaryota; Metazoa; Chordata; Actinopteri; Cypriniformes; Cyprinidae. Gene Ontology annotation, cellular component: membrane. Gene Ontology annotation, molecular function: ATP binding; ABC-type oligopeptide transporter activity; ATP hydrolysis activity. The record is from RefSeq and is a predicted model, not a curated record. Gene Ontology annotation, biological process: transmembrane transport. The transcript is spliced from 13 exons. The coding region runs from base 240 to 2429 and encodes 729 amino acids.